ACAUUGGUGGUCCAAUACUCGAUUUGGGCUUCCUACUCGCUAAUUCAUUCAUUCCAGGCUUUUCUCCGUCAAUUGCCUUUGCUGGUAUCGAAAAACAUUCGUACUACCAAUUUACUCCCAUCAUCCUUCCAAGUUGACACAAAGAUGUCCGCAAAAUACAUUCUCAUCACCGGUGCAGGUGGCUUCAUUGGCCAGGAACUUGCUGCUGCACUCCUCGAAUCGGAUUCAAAUCAUCAACUCGUCCUUGCCGACGUUUUCGAACCACCCUCGCCCCAGAACUCGUCCUCUCGCGUCAGAUCAGAGAAAGCCGACCUCACAAGCUCCUCCGCCGUCGAUUCAUUACUCUCCAGCCAGCAAUGGCACGCAACCUACCUCCUCCAUGGCAUCAUGUCUGGAGGCGCCGAAGCAAAUCUCGACCUCGGUCUCGCUGUGAACUUGGACUCGCAUCGCUUUGUCCUCGAUUACCUGAGAAAGAACCAACCAGGCGUAAUCGUUGUCUUCCCAUCGUCCCUCGCCAUAUAUGGCCCUCCAGAGAAGCUGGGAGACGUCGUGAGCGAGAAAACAAUCCCGAUCCCGCAGUCGAGUUAUGGUGCAGAGAAAUUGAUUAUCGAGACACUCGUCAACGACUUCUCGAGACGAGGAUUGAUCGACGGUCGUGUCACCCGACUACCGACAGUCAUUGUUCGACCAGGUGCCCCGUCAGCAGCCGCAUCGAGCUUCGCUUCAGGGAUAGUGAGAGAACCACUCAAGGGGGAGAAGAGCGCACUUCCAGUUAGUCGUGAUUUGGAAAUGUGGGUUGCGUCUCCAAAAACGGUGGUGAAGAACCUUGUCGCGAUAAAAGACGUGCCAAAAGAGAAGUUUGGAAAGAACCAGGGAAGAGUAGUAAACCUGCCGGGACAGACGGUCAAGGUGAGCCAGAUACUUGAUGCACUGAAAGCGGUGGGGGGUCAAAAAGCCCUGGACUUGGUAGAAGAGAAGCAUGAUCCUAAGGUCGAAGCUAUUGUAGCCAGUUGGCCCGCUCGAUUUGAUAUCACCGUUGCUAGGGGUUUGGGUAUGGCUGAGGAUAUUCCCCUGACCGAAGAAGUCCAGAAUUUUGCCAGAAGUUUGAAGGCAUAGAUAGUUAUUAAAGAAU
This is a messenger RNA of Aaosphaeria arxii CBS 175.79, 1132 nucleotides long. Its product is annotated as NAD(P)-binding protein. NCBI's taxonomy places the organism in Eukaryota, Fungi, Ascomycota, Dothideomycetes, Pleosporales. The record is from RefSeq and is a predicted model, not a curated record. The coding region runs from base 145 to 1116 and encodes 323 amino acids. The transcript has a single exon.